Molecule: messenger RNA, 2055 nt
Organism: Osmia lignaria (orchard mason bee)
Lineage: Eukaryota; Metazoa; Arthropoda; Insecta; Hymenoptera; Megachilidae
Product: TOM1-like protein 2
Biological process (GO): signal transduction
Cellular component (GO): membrane; endosome
Molecular function (GO): phosphatidylinositol binding; clathrin binding; ubiquitin binding
Source: RefSeq, a predicted model, not a curated record
AGCUGGAACCAAUCAUAAUACAAUUCUCGAAGUACUGCGUCUGAUUGGUAGAGUUUCCUGACACUUUGCGUCUGCCUUUAUCAUCGUAUGGGUCAUAUGAUACUAUCAUUCAGUGGAAUAAUAAAUUUGUAAUCUACUAUCAAAUACCGUUCCUGUCAAAAUUUCUUACGUGCCUUAUAUAUGCACAAGUAAGCCAAACUAACAGUAUCCAGUAUUGAAACAGUUUUAUAUAUCGUACAACGAUGUCAUUUUUUGGAGUAAAUGUCAAUCCAUUCUCAACACCAGUAGGCCAAAAGAUAGAACAAGCUACGGAUGGUAGUUUGCCAAGUGAAAACUGGACGCUUAACAUGGAAAUAUGUGAUAUUAUAAAUGAAACAGAGGAUGGGCCAAGAGAUGCAAUUAAAGCAAUUAAGCGUAGACUCAAUCAAGCUGCAGGAAAAAAUUAUACUAUAGUCAUGUAUACUCUUACUGUACUAGAAACAUGCGUGAAAAAUUGUGGAAAACGUUUUCAUACUCUCGCUUGUUCGCGAGAGUUUAUACAAGAACUAGUUAAGUUAAUUGGACCAAAAAAUGAACCACCAACAGCGGUGCAAGAAAAGGUUCUAAGUUUAAUCCAAACAUGGGCAGAUACAUUCCGUCAUCAACCCCAUACUCAAGGAGUUGUACAAGUAUAUCAAGAACUAAAAGUGAAAGGUAUACAAUUUCCAAUGACUGAUUUAGACGCCAUGGCUCCUAUUAUUACCCCAGAACGAAGUGUACCUGAAUCAGAGCAGAGCAUUAUAAAUGUCCCCACAACUGAACAGCAAUCAAUAACACCUGCCACAUUACAAGUUCAACAACCACCGAAUCAAUCUUCAGGACAAUUAAUUCAGUUAAACGAGCAACAAAUGGCUAAAUUACAAAGUGAACUUGAUGUUGUACAAGGAAACAUGCGUGUCUUAUCAGAAAUGUUGGCAUUCUUUACAAGUUCUGAUCAGAAUAAUAGUCAACAACCAGAUCCUGCUGACUUUGAACUUUUAACUGAACUUCAUUCUACAUGCAAAGCAAUGCAAGAACGAGUUGUUGAUUUAAUUGGAAAACUGGCACACGAUGAAAUGACAGCAGAAUUACUACGGAUUAAUGAUGAACUGAAUAAUUUAUUUUUGCGUUAUUCGCGUUACACGAAAAAUAAGGCUGUAGCUGCAAGUACUAUUUUGGCACAAACAAUUGGUCAUCCACAAAACAUGGAUUCCGCUUCGUCAAAUAAAAAGGAAGAACCUGAUUCUCUUAUAGACUUAUCAGAUGAAACUGAUACUUUAGAAAAAAAAGUAACAGGAAUGGAUAUAGCUGAUAAUGCCGAUAAAAAUAGGAUAGAACGAAAAGAAAAGAAAGAAGGUGAUAAUGAUGAAUUUGAUAUGUUUGCACAGUCACGCAACACGACCUACGAAACUACAAAAAACAGUGGCAGCAAGUAUGAGGACAAUUUGGAGCAGGUGAGCGGAGGAAGCCUCAGUACAGCGAUUCUAAACCGCAGUAAUCCUAAAUAUCCCCAACAGACUGCUUCUACAGUUGCUUCUACUACUGCUACUACUUCUCUGAACCGGGAAUCUGAAUUUAAUGAAAUGGCAGCUUGGUUAGAUCAUACGCCAGGAGCACACGGUGACCAGGAAUCUUUAACUUCGUCAGAAUUUGAACGUUUCUUAGCAGAAAGAGCUGCUGCAGCUGAAGCUUUACCCACUCUACCUGCAACCACUGCUACAACUGGAACAACAAACUCUGAAAAUUCAAACAUUCAACGUCAAAUUAAUAAGGAUCAAGAUAAAUCUUUAUUUGCUCUUUAAAUAUAAUUUUAAUUUCUUAGAAAUUUAAGGAAGUUAAGUUUGAUCUAAUUUAAUCUUCAAAAAAUUAAAUUUUCUCGUAAAUCACUGCUUCUAGUAACACACUUCUGGUAUUAGAAGUUAUAAUAAAACGAUUGAAAAAAGGUAAAAGAAAACUAAGAAAAAAGAAAAUGCUUUGCACUUAUAUGUACUUAAGAAUGUAAUUAAUACUACAUGACCAUAAAUUAAUAUUUCAUUA